UCCCCCGAUCACAAUCACUUCAACUCACAGAUCCACAUUUCCCACCGAAGCUCUACUGUUGAACACUUCCUUCUCAAACCUAUGCCAAGCAACACACUAUAUUUCCCUCUUCAGUGAACACCUAAAACUCAGCCAUCAUGUGAGGAACGCGGGCAGCUUCUCAGAUUUUAAACAUGUCAUCAUUAUGUGGCCUUUACCUCUGCAUUGCGACAGUUUUGCUCCUCGGUGUUGCGAGUCUGGCGACGGAUUCGCCACCGAUUCAAGACGCCGCUGAUCGGCCACAGAAGGCCGCCCAGUCCUCCGACAAUAAUUGCGUCAACUACAAUCUCGUCGAUGCAACGAGAAAUACAGACUACUUCUACACGUGUUGUGAAACGCUUGGUGAAGGGACAGCUAAAAUAGACGCCAAAACCAAGGUGACCAUACACAACUAUGACUGCAACCCAUCUCAUCUCACCACAACAGACUAUAAUCAACAGCAAAUGUUCCAAUGCACCGACAAGGGAAACGCUGAAAAGUGGUGUAACCAGCGAUGGGGCUGGUUAAGCACAGACGACUGUUGGGUGUGGUCAGAAUGUUUUGAAGCUGCAUGCAGACCCGGGUCGUCCGAAGGUAGCUUUUGUGGGGAUGGGCGGUGCGACGACUCCGUUGAAACUUCGAACAGUUGUCCGCUCGACUGCUGCCCCGUGGUAAAUCCAGACCAAUGCAUCAUCAAGAACAAUACAUGUUCCAGCCUGUGUUGUUCGGAAGCCACAUGUUGUGACGGGAGUGAAGCUUCUACAUCUGCAGAAGUAACAACUUUCUGGCUUAUUGUGGGUGCUGUAAUAGCUGGUGUGGUAUGCCUGCUGUACUGUUGCUGUUGUUGUUGUUGCUGCUGCUGUCGCCAUUUGUAUAAAAGCAUGUUCCACCAUUCGAAGAAAAGAAGGCAUGGGUCGUUCAUAGUAUCGGGCGCAGUUUAGGGAUAACGUGGGUAACGUGCAAUGAUUGUGGUAAUUAGGUUUGUAAAAUAAAGAUUUUUUAAAGUAGAUCUUUUUAUAUAAAAAAAGGACUAGUUCUUUAAAUGGGGGUCGUAAGUGUUGUACGGGAGCAUAUUGCGCCACAUGAAUAAACAAAUUCUCUCAUUUUGUAUACGUACACGAUCGUUUACGUACACGAUAAGAGGGAGCACAUUUAUUUAUUCAUGUGUCUGCAAUACGCUUCCGCAGUGGUGCGUUUUUUUCUACUAAAAGGAUAAUAAUAAUAUUGUUGAUUAAUUUAUACAAAUUAGUGACAAUGAAACGCUGUUCAUUUGUCCUGAAGAUCGGUAUACAAAAAAAAUAUUUACUUGGUAAUAUCAGUAAUAUAUUGUACAUACUUUGUAGAGUGAGAAAAUAUAAUUGGCUGUUAUCAUCAACCAAAAUGACUUGUGCCCAAUUUCAUAGAGCUGCUAAGCACAACAAUUUGCUUAGCAUGAAUUGUCUGGGUAAAAACAGGAUUACCAA
Molecule: messenger RNA, 1481 nt
Organism: Asterias rubens (European starfish)
Lineage: Eukaryota; Metazoa; Echinodermata; Asteroidea; Forcipulatida; Asteriidae
Exons: 5
Coding region: 174-959 (261 amino acids)
Source: RefSeq, a predicted model, not a curated record